AUGGCUGGAAACGGAGACAUGGAUGGUACAGGGAAGAUUGGACCGAAAGGCGGGGACGGUGGACUAGUGGCUGGAAAUGGAGGCAUGGAUGGUACAGGGAAGAUUUCACCGAAAUGCGGGGAUGGUGUACCAGUGGCUGGAAAUGGAGGCAUGGAUGGCAUAGGGAAGCCUGGACUUAGAGGCGAGGCCGUUGGACUAGUGGAUGGAAAUGGAGGCACAGAUGGUAUAGGAGAGCCUGGUACUAGAGGCGGGAACAUUGGACUAGUGGAUGGAAAUGGAGGCAUGAAUGGUAUAGGGAUGCCUGGAACUAAAGGCGGGGACAUCAGACUAGUGGAUGGAAAUGGAGGCAUGGAUGGCACAGGGAAGUCUGGACUUAGAGGCGAGGGCGAUGGACUGGUGGCUGGAAAUGGAGGCAUGGAUGGAAUAGGGAAGCCUGGACUUAGAGGCGAGGACGAUGGACUAGUGCCUGGAAAUGGAGGGAUUAAUGGUAUAGGGAAGCUUGGACUUAGUGGUGAGGACGGUGAACUAGGCGAGCCUGGAAAUGCAGGCACAGAUGGCACAGGGAUGCCUGGAAUUAGAGGCGAGGACGGUGGACUAGUGGAUGGAAAGGGUGCCACUGAUGGUAUAGGAAAGCUGGGAAUCAGAGGCGAGGACGUUGGACUAGUGGAUGGAAAUGGAGGCACGGAUGCUAUAGGAAAGCCCGGUACUAGAGGCGGGAACAUUGGACUAAUGGAUGGAAAUGGAGGCAUGGAUGACACAAGCAAGGUGGGAACCGAAGGCGGGGAUGGUAUAUGGAAGGCGGGUGCAGAAGGCAGCUCAGAUGGUGCAAGAUGGGCGGGGAGUAGAUGCCUGUGUAAGGAUGGCAAUGGACCAGAUAAAGGUGAAUGA
Molecule: messenger RNA, 888 nt
Organism: Lycium barbarum (goji berry)
Lineage: Eukaryota; Viridiplantae; Streptophyta; Magnoliopsida; Solanales; Solanaceae
Exons: 1
Coding region: 1-888 (295 amino acids)
Source: RefSeq, a predicted model, not a curated record